Haemonchus placei is the source of this 210-nucleotide messenger RNA. The record is from the annotation of a GenBank genome assembly. NCBI's taxonomy places the organism in Eukaryota, Metazoa, Nematoda, Chromadorea, Rhabditida, Trichostrongylidae.
AAUCAAGCGUUUCAAUGUUAUCAAUUUCACCAUCAGUUGCAUCGUCGCUUGGAUAGCAGCAAGGUAUGCUGUCAAUGCCACUACUACUGCCAUUAUUACGAUCUCCAUCAGAGAAUGUCACAUAUGAAGAGGAAGGUCCAGGUUCUUGACACUCCGAAGAGGGAGAAGAGCUAACAUGCAUGUUGGUCCCGCCGAAUUUUCUUUUUUUGA